CCAAGCGGGGGGCGCCGCGCGGUGCAGCCACGAUGGAAGGGGGUGCGUACGGAGCGGGCAAAGCCGGGGGCGCCUUCGACCCCCAAACCCUGGUCCGACAGCCGCACACCAUCCUACGCGUAGUGUCUUGGGUGUUUUCCAUUGUGGUGUUUGGCUCCAUCGUGAACGAGGGCUACCUCAACAACCCCUCGGAGGAGGAGGAGUACUGUAUCUACAACCGCAACCCCAACGCCUGCAACUACGGAGUGACGGUGGGCGUGCUGGCCUUCCUCACCUGCCUGCUCUACCUGGCCCUGGAUGUGUACUUCCCGCAGAUCAGCAGCGUCAAGGACCGGAAAAAAGCUGUGCUCUCUGAUAUUGGCGUCUCCGCCUUCUGGGCCUUCCUCUGGUUCGUGGGCUUCUGUUUCCUGGCCAACCAGUGGCAGGUCUCCAAGCCCAAGGACAAUCCACUGAACGAAGGGACGGACGCAGCCCGGGCUGCCAUCGCCUUCUCCUUCUUCUCCAUCUUCACUUGGGCGGGCCAGGCAGUGCUGGCCUUCCAGCGGUACCAGAUUGGCGCCGACUCGGCCCUCUUCUCCCAGGACUACAUGGACCCCAGCCAGGACUCCAGCAUGCCUUAUGCCCCCUACGUGGAGCCCAGCGUUGGGCCAGACACCACUGGCAUGGGUGGCACCUACCAGCAUCCAGCCAACAGCUUCGACACUGAGCCCCAGGGCUACCAGUCACAGGGUUACUGAGCUCUGGUGAUGGUGACAGUGAUGAUCUGCCCUGCCUGCCGGUCUUUCCACCCCUGUCCCCCAUCUCCCUCCCCCCCUCGCAGUUCCCAGCUCCCGACCAGGUGGCCCUGCCUAGCACCUGCUCAGCCUCCGAGUUGUCCCACUGAGUGAGGUCCACUGUGGCUGGGGACAACGAGGUGGGUGGUGUCCUCAUGUGUGUGCAAACGUGUGUGGAGCCUGUGCCCAGCAGGUGCCUGGAGGAUGGGGACUGGGGGUUGCAUUCACUCAUUGUGGUCUCGAGCAUUUAUUGAGCACCUACUGUGUGCCCGACCGUACUCAUUAGAGAGGUGAGAAAGAUGGUGGGGGGAGACGGUGUGUGGAGGCCCAGUCAUUCAGUAUCAGAGGUAAGACAGAUGGGGCAGGGUGAUGUUGGGAUGCCUGGCUACCUGGGGCUCAGUCACAGGAUGAGUGUGGACAACCACAGGACGUGGCUGUCACCCUUAGUGCCCUUCAUUUACAGUAGUCCUGUUGGAAUUGCCAGGGAUGCAACCAAUUUUGGUUUGAAGAAACCGAGGCCUGAAGGAUCAAGGUCCCUUGCCACAUCAGUCAGACAGUUGCUGAGGGAGAUGAAGCCAUGCCAGGGUGGUCCAGAUGCAGAGCGUCUGCCUGCCCUCCCUUCUCCUCCCUCUGUGCCCUGUCCCUACACCUGGGCCCUGCUACUCAGCAUUGAUCUGUCUUGGGGCCCUUCAGGAACCUCAGCCCCGUGAAGCACCCUGAUCUGCUGCAAGCCAAGGGCCUGGUCUGACCAGCCGCUUGCCUCCAUGCAGGUCCCCCUCCUGAGCGUUGCUGUGUGUCCGGCAUGCCCCACAGGGGGGCUCAUUUGAAGUGUGUCAGGAAUCCUUUUUGCAGCCUCUCAAAGGAGUGGUGGCUGUUGCCACCUCUGGCAAGGCUCCCUGAGCCCUCGUCCAGGGCUGAGUGGACAGAAAGCCCAGGCAGCGGUGGGGACUGGCCCAGGGUCUCAGGGGCCGAGUAGCAGAGCAGGUCUUCCUGUCUGGAUUUCUUGGCUUCGGUCACUUACAGGUGACUGAGCCACUCUUGUCACUGUCCCCAGGACAUGACAUCUUCUCUCUUCUUGCCUGAGUCAGCGUCACCAUGGAGGGCAGAGUGGCCAGGACAGAAGCUUUGAGUUACAGGGUCAACUUGUGCACCAGAGCCACGGGUCACAACCGCCCCAGAUGAUGUAGGAGCGAGCCCUGCACAGAGUGGGUCAGGGAGACCCAGCCACAAGGGGAGAGAGUCGCAGUUGACCUCAGAGACAAGGAGGGUGGUGAGGCCUGAGGGGGCAGCAGGGAGUUCUUGUACAAGGUGAGCUCCGCCCUGAGGCAAAAGAAUGCAGAGAGGGGCAUCGGUGCCACCUGUCUGUCUCUCAGGGCCCAGGGUGCACCAGCUGGUCACUCUGGGGAGCAGGGCGGCGGGUUCCGGGGCUGCUUCGGCAAUGACUGUCACCAUCACCUUCACCCCUCGCCCCCCUCAGGACCCUGCUCUUACACUACUUGUUCUUCGGCCCGCGUUGGGAACACUUCCAGGCGGUGUGGACCCUGUGAGGACAGAGUCCCCGCACUGAGACAUGCCCCAGGAUAAGGGCACGCCUGAGGAGGGCAGGAGUGAGGUGGGGAGCGGGAACUUCCAGGGCCUAGGUGUAUCCCCUCCUCAUGGGCAGAAAGGGAAACAGGCUCCUGGAGCCCAGGGAGUUAGCAGCGGAGUCUGAAUCUGAACAGGGGCCUCCAGGUGUCAACCCCGGGCAGCUGGCUUCUGUUUCCAUGCCUGUGUACACUAUUCCUCAGUGUCCCUGGGUGGGAGAUCUGCUGGCCUGAGCAAUGGGAUGUGAACCAGACCAGAGGAGGUGUGUUUGAGUCCACCACAAGGAGCUGUGACAAGUCCUGCCCCUUGCUGAUAGGCCCUGGGUCCCUGGGCAUUGCCCUGCAGGGGUCACCAUUAAGCUCUUCUCAGCCCCGGGGGUCUGUCACGGACCCUUCCUGCCACCCAGGCUAGGUGAGUUUACAAGACCAGGAGCUGGGCUGCUGGAGCCUCAGCAAGUGUCUCCCCAUCUUCCUGGGGCCCAGCAGGGAUGCAUGCUGCUGCUGCUGCGGGGCGGCCAAGACAGGGUCCUGCUGCAGUGGAGACAAGUGGGUGAGAGAAGCUCGGGGGCAGGAUUUGGAUGAGUCUCAGGCUCCCACCUCCUCGGCUGGGAGGCUCCUGGCCACUGCGCCCUUUUGUGGAUGGAGCACAGCCCCUGGGGGACCCAAGCCAGCAGCACUCCACAGCCCUCCUCUGCCUCCACCUCUGCUGUCCCCGCUCCUACACUUGGAAAGUGCCCUCUACAGCUCAGCCCUGUGGGACUGGGACUCCAUCUUCCUAUCAAGCACAAGAGAAGGGUUGGAGAACUUGGGUUCCACAUGAAUUUAGAGCCGCAGGGACCCUUCGAGUUGAGUUUGCAUAAGUUCAAGCGCAGAUCAAGCAGUUUGGGGGCCUGGUUGGUCUUCUACCUUCGGAGACAAUGCGUUCUGCAAAAUCAUAGGCCGUCUUGCCUGGAUGGCUCCUGAGUAGUCCAGGGUAUAGCAGUGGUGGGGCUCAUUCCCAAGGGGACUCCAGAUCCCUUGCUCCAUCCUUCUCUAGUGAUCUUCAAAGAUUUGGCUUCCCCCAUGUAACCAGAGCUCUCACUUGUUAACCCUGGGGCACCACUAACCUUGGCCCAAGACCCUUUUGAUUCUCUAAAGUAUGCAAAACAGAGUCCCACGCCCACCUUGAGUUUAUGGAAGAUGGACUGGCCUAGCCAUCUCCCAUCGCCGCCCCCAACCUGACACCCCCACCCCCUGGUGCCCACAGCUCUUGUUUGGGUGCCCCGGCCCCUCCCGCAGCGUUACUGCCUGUGUAUAGUAUAAAUAUAUAUAUUUUCUAUAUAUAAGAUGUAUAAUAUAAGGCUCCACAAAUAUGUUUGUGUGUAUGUGUGCGUGAGCGUGUGUGUGGUGAAAGGUGGCCCCCAAAAGGGCCCCCACUCUAGCCCUCCCUACCUGGUUAAACCUUUCCAGAGUGGAUCUAGUGGCACCUUCGUCUGUGACAUCCAUCCAUCUGUGGUGAACCAAGUGAAGAUGGUAACUUCUGGUGACAUAGUAAUAAAGUGAAGCCUCGGACCCCGCA
Molecule: messenger RNA, 3914 nt
Organism: Jaculus jaculus (lesser Egyptian jerboa)
Lineage: Eukaryota; Metazoa; Chordata; Mammalia; Rodentia; Dipodidae
Gene: Syngr1
Product: synaptogyrin 1
Exons: 4
Coding region: 33-737 (234 amino acids)
Cellular component (GO): neuromuscular junction; synaptic vesicle membrane
Source: RefSeq, a predicted model, not a curated record